ACACGCACACACGCGCCGCGCCGUCACACCGACAGACUGUCAAACAAAGUUUUCCCCCAAAACGCGGUUUCGACGCAGGAGUUUUCGCAGCGGAAAAAGCAUGCCGGAAAACAACAAAUGGGACCUAAUGCUGGCCCUGUUCAUCGACAAGAAGGACAUCUUCAAGCGGGAGAUAUUGGUGUACCAGAGCGAACUCACCACUGUCCAGCUUCUGUACCAGGUGCCCGUGGUUCGGCAACUUUUCUCGCGCUGGAUCCAGUCGCUGGCGGUGAGCAACAAGCGGAACGAGGAGCAGAGCAAGAUGUUCCGGGAGCGCGGGAACGAGCUGUACAAGAGUAAGCCGCCCAAGUACAAGGAGGCAAUUGAAUUCUACACGAAAGCUAUAUACAUCGCGCCCAGCAACAGUGUGGAGCUCGCCUUGGCGCACGCCAAUCGCGCCGUGGCUCUGAUGGCUGUUAAAUACUUCCAGGAGGCCUAUGACGACUGCGAGAUGGCGGUGAAGUUCUCCUAUCCGAAGGAGAACAUCCUCAAGGUGCUGUUCCGACUGGCGGCAUGCUCGGCGGAACUGAGGGACAGGAAUCUUCUGCAGAAGGACAUCAAGUCGAUUGAGAAUGAGCUGAAGAAUCACAAGAACCACAAUCCGCACAUCAAGAAAUUGAUGGAGUACAAAACGAAGCUGCAGGAUCUGAAGAAGUUCGUGGAGGAGUUCAAGCAACAGCAAAAACUGCCAUCGAAGAACAUUGUUGAGAAGUAUACAGAGGAGCAGGGACGAUUCGUGACGGCGGCUGAGAAGAUAAAGCGUGACGAUGUGAUCCUCACGGAGAUAGCCUUUGCCUUUGUGCCUGUCUACGAGAACUACCCGGAAGACACGAUUGACACCGACUGCCAGAACUGUGCCAAAGUCAAUAUUGUUUCCUUCCCGUGCUAUGACUGCUACAAGGCGACCUACUGCUCCACGAAGUGCCGCAAGGAGCACGAAGGCAUUCACAGUGUGGAGUGCUAUGGGUACAAGAGGAACCUGUGGUACUACAUCGGCAUUGCCCACUUGUCCGUGCGCACCUUCCUCGCGGGCUUCCCUGAACUGGUGGAGCGGCUGGAGUGCGAGACGACCUGCACACUGUCCGAACUGUGGCGAAAGACACUGGAUCUCUGCACCGAUGAGACAUUCAGAUACGGUCGCGUGUUGCGUCUCGUGAGCAACUUCGAGAAGAUGAGCGAGUCCACGGACUUCAUUAGAUACUCCCUCACUGCCACGAUGCUCACUGUGUACUUGAGGGAGAACACCAAGUUCUUCGAUCAACUGCCACCGGUUUGCGAGAAGAUCCUGGAGAAUCGUCAGAACUGGGAGAUCUUCGUGGGCUCCCUCAUAAUGCUCCACAUGGGACAACUCGUGAGCAAUGGGCAUUCUAUCACUGACCUCCGAACCACUUUGGCAUCGGAGAUUGACUGCCUCGAUUCCCACAAUAUGAUGGUGAAGGUGGGAAAGCUGCACUGCUACGUGAGGAGCACGCGCAUCUUUACGGGACUCUUUCCGCGCAUCAGCAUGCUCAAUCACUCGUGCAAUCCCAAUGUGAGGAACAAUUUUGACCGAAAUCAGCUCACGUUGAGCGCCACCAAACCCAUCAGUAAGGAUGCGGAGAUUUUCAACUGCUACGGACCAAGCUACAAGCUCAUGAACACGGCGGAUAGGAGGAAGGGCCUUAGGGAACAGUACUGCUUUGAGUGCUCGUGCGAGAAGUGCAGUCAGGAGCCUGAGGAUCGGUCAUAUCAUCAAUACUACAUUUGUGAAAUAUGCAAGAACAAGAUCUACAUUGACGAGUCAAAGAACUUCUGGUGGCGAAACCUGGAGCUGAAGCCCAAGAUUGAUUGUGAGACGUGUGGAUUGAGGGUGAACUUCAGUUGGUUCAAGCUCUUCAUGUCGCAUUUGGGUGAGAUUGAGUCAGAGGGCAAGGUGAGCAAUUCCUUUGCCAAAGUGUGUGAGAUUUUCGCUUCCACGGACAAGUGCAUGGGCAUUCACAAUGAACUGAGACAAGAUGUGGGCAUCAUGAUUCUCUGUCACUUCAUCCCCUUUCUUAGUUCCUACGUGUCAUUCAAUGAAAAACUCACUCAAAUUGCCACGGAACUGCUGAAGCUGCGCGAAGAGAAGUUCGGCAUUUACAGCAUAGAGUUCAUCAUUGCCAGUACGUAUUUGCUGGAUCUGAUGGCGCUGCAGCGGAAGCUGAAUCUUAAGACCAACACAGACUACGGUGUAAAUCACAUUCGCAAGGCAUUUCAGAUCUUGUCAAAGGACACGCAGGCCAUUCUCAACAGCUACAUUAAUUGCAACAUUGUGAGCAGUAUGAGCGACAAGUGAGCAACAU
Messenger RNA from Phlebotomus argentipes, 2360 nucleotides. RefSeq names its product SET and MYND domain-containing protein 4-like. The transcript has 6 exons. NCBI's taxonomy places the organism in Eukaryota, Metazoa, Arthropoda, Insecta, Diptera, Psychodidae. Gene Ontology annotation, molecular function: protein binding. Bases 101 to 2353 code for a protein of 750 amino acids. The record is from RefSeq and is a predicted model, not a curated record.